UGAAAUGGAUGACGUGGAUCUGAAUUCUCCCAAUGUGGAGAUUAGUGACACUCACAUCCACCCCUGGGACCUGAUCCGCCAUGGGCUCUCACAGGAACUGGACACUGACCAAGGCCUCUUCCAAGAAGUUUGCCAGCGUGCGGCUCAGGACCUCGGACCAGUCUUCAUACAGAGUGUCAACAAUGCUCACCAGUUCUUUGAAGCAUUGCAUAACAAUUUAAGUAAUGAUGAAGUUCUGGUGCUGGACUAUUUAAUAGCUCUAGUGGAGUUAGUUAAUCUACAUAGCCAUCAGGGAAGUCAACCUUUCAAGAAUGUUUUACUCGAAUAUAAAGUGAAGUUAACAAAAUAUAGGGAGGACUGUGCCCGUAUAUCACGGUCUAAAGCUGAGGAGUUUAUUGGGAGAACAAAGGACCUCCAAGAUGUAGAGGAAAAACUGACUGGAAAAAAAUAUCUAGGAGUUGCUAUUUGUGGCCUUGGUGGAAUGGGGAAAACCAGUCUUGCCACUCAAGUCUGUUAUCAACUGCAGAAUGCCACGAAAAUCUGGCACAUCAAAUCCAUAGACAUGAGAGAGAAAGAAGACUUGAUAGACUUGUUGAGGGACAUGGUCGGUGAAAUAGGCCUGGACUGUAACAGUACCGAACUGAAUGACCUGUACUCAGAGCUUUGUAAUGGACUCAAGGGCAUUAAGACUAGGACAAUCUUUUUCAUGGAUAACCUGGACGAUAUGAUGAAGACAGAAGAAAAGAAAGAUAGGCUGUUGUAUUUUCUAGAGCAUUUCUGCAAAGACAUAAAAUCCAUGGGGACAGAGGUUCGUAUAUUGGUGACUCUACGACAAAAACUAGUUCCCGAGGAUAAACUACGCACAACUGCCAGUCAAAAAAUAUCUCGAGGUGCCGAGAGGCUUAGUGGUCUGAUGUUUGAGGUAGAACUCUCCAAGUUAAAACUGCUGGACGGCGUGAACCUGUUCAAAGCCUGCUGUAGGAGACCAUUCACGCCUGCUCCAGAUAACGAGGUAUGUCAGAACAUUGUAAACUUGUGUGGAGGAAGUCCUCUAGCCAUUAAAUCUGUGGGAGCAGCCGUCAGGAGUGGAAAGGUCAUUGCAGAAAUGUUGGCUAAAAAACUGGAGGAUCUCCCAAAUCUUGAUGUAGAGAGCAAUUGUCUUGCCCAGACUUUUGAUACUCUGGACAAAUCCAAGCAACACCUGCUGGCUAAACUGCAUGUAUUUGGGACAGCUAAAUUUGAUUUGGCAUUUGCAGCCUUUGUUUUAGGUGAAAAAAGUAUGGAUGAAGAAAAACCAAUAGUUUUUGAAACGAGUCUCAACAUGAUUUACUUAAAGAGUCGACAUUUUGUGGAAGUUGACGACCUGCAGAAAGAAGAGACGGAUGACAUAAGAACAACCUCCAAAAGUGCAAAGUUUUCGUUACAUCCAUUAGUUCACAAGUUUCUCCUCAAAAUUGCUAAUCAGGAAGAAUUUGAAGAGCCAGUAAAUGAAGCCAAAUCUUUAUUUGUUGCAUAUGUAGAAAAGAAAACCAACAAAAUUUUUGAAUACUUUGAGAAAAACUGUGUUAAAGCAUGGAAAGAAUUGAAAGAUUUUAAGGUUCACUUAAAGACUUACUAUGAACUGAUUCAGAAAAGUUCUCCAGAGUUUUGGAACAAAGGGUCACGCACAGUUUUGACGUGCAAAAGAGUAUCAGAAGUUGCAGACCUAUUUCUGGAGGACUAUUACAAGUUUAGAUUACUACAAAAGUGUAUUGAGCUUUCAAAGGGAGAUGAAAGAAAAUUCUUGGAAACUGCUCUUUGGCAAAUACAUCUUGGUAAGAAAUUUUUUGAAAGUGACAGAAAUGAAAUAGCAGGAGAGGUUUUAAAUUGUGUACUAAAUGAGACUCUACAGAAUAUAUCGCCUGACUUAAGCUCUGACGAAUUGGGUCAGCUGGUUGAGGUGGCAGGAGCAGUGUUUUAUCUGGCUGGAAAACUUUGUAUUCAAGACAGAAAAUACAUUGAAGCAAUGCAUUAUUUGGAAGACACAAAACAACUUUGGAGCAACAAGGUAGAGAAAGCUGUGAGGAAAAAAUACAAGAUUGAUCUGGCUCUGGUAUAUAAUUCCCUUGGGAAAGUCUAUGCCAAUAUGACUCCUCAAAACCUCCAAAAAUCCAAAUACAACCAUCUAAAGGCAUUUUUGUUUGCAUACAGAAUAUCAGAUAAUUUUAACAACAUAGAUAUACCUUUGUACAUCCAGAAUAUUGGAAGAUGUUCAUACCGGGAAGGUCUAGAACUUGAGAAACUUAAUAAAAAAGAGCAAGCGAACCAGAGCUUUCGGGAUGCUGAAACCUAUUUCCGCCAUGCUAUGAAACUUUUCGAGCAUUUCAAGAUGGAGAAGUUUGACAGCUAUGCCGAGGUUUUGAGGUCUCUUGCUUAUGUGGAAAUGAAGUUAAGGCAGAUGGGGCUGGCAGAGGACAACAUUUCAAAAUGUUAUGAGCUUCGAAAGAAGAUCAUGUCCCCACCGCACGAAGCCAUCACACUGACGGUGCAUGAUGUGGCCACGGUGAGGAUCGAGAGAGCAAUCUACUUGUACUGGGACUACUUUGAAAAUAAAAGAGGAGAUGAAUAUGCUUCUAUUAACAAGUUGUAUGAAGCGAUUGCUGACUACGAACAUUUGAUGCACCUCACCAAGUUAGGGGGCCUGCCCAGGAACCACCCCGAGUAUCCCAGUAUGAAGAGGUCCCACCUCUGGGCUCUGACACAAGUCAAAGAAACCAAGAAGAUAGAAAAGGCCAUCCAAUUCUAUAAGGACUUCGAGAGUGGAAAAUUUGAAGAAAAGAGGAAACAGAAGAGAAGUAAGAAAGAGACCACGCGGUUUUUCUACACAUACGAUCAGUUGCAGACCAUGCUAGCAGCAGGUGCUUUUGAGGGAGCAACCGUUUCUGCGUGUUCCUCGUCAGAAAGUUCCUCCGAUUCCGAUGACAAUGUUCCGGAAAGUCCCAAACCUCCUCUGGUAACAGAUACUCCUGUAACAGAAGAUUUGGUUUUACGCAAAACUAGGCUGAAUUUUAACUACGUCUUCAGGCAGUGUCCAGAGAAAGAGAAAGCUCGAUAUGGAGACACAAGCAGCGAUGAUUAUUUCAUCGAAGAAAAUUUCGAAGGCGUAAACAUUCUGGACAAUUUCAACGCUUGCGAGAACCUCUUCGAUCAAGUUCAGAAAAUGGAGUGCGAUAGUGAUGACGAUGAAAUCGAUGAAAUCGCUAGUGGAGGGUCAAUGAGACAGCUAGAGAGAAGAACCAGCGAUAUUUCCGUAUCUUCACAGAGCUCUUUAGAGGAAGAUGACCUGGAAGACAGAAGGAAGCGCUUUGCGCGCAAAGGAUCACGUGAGAGUUCGCUGCAGAACUUCCUGGAAGACAGGCUGCUGGAGUCGAAGAUCAUCACUACGGGUAGACACUCGUCCUCGUCUUCCAUAUCCAUAGAGGUCAGCAUGGAUGAAGAUUCAACAUUUGUAGAGGUAGAAAGAAACCCGGCCCUGGUGAGUUUGAAGAAGUUCAUAUAUGAUCGGUUUGCAGCGAGAGACCAACAGGAUUCAAAGAAAUCGCAGCAGGAGAUCAAGCAGAAGAGAUCGAGGAUGCAGCAGCAGCAUGCGACCAUAACUGAGGAACCAGCAGGACUAACUGAUCCAGCGGAAUCUAAAGCAACUUUAACAAAAUAUAGGGAGGACUGUGCUCGUAUAUCACGGUCCAAAGCCGAGGAGUUUAUUGGGAGGACAAAGGACCUCCAAGAUGUAGAGGAAAAACUGACUGGAAAAAAAUAUCAAGGAGUUGCUAUUUGUGGCCUUGGUGGAAUGGGGAAAACCAGUCUUGCCACUGAAGUAUGUUAUCGACUGCAGCAUGCCAGGAAAAUCUGGCACAUCAAAUCCAUAGACAUGAGAGAGAAAGACGACUUGAUAGACUUGUUGAGGGACAUGGUCGGUGAAAUAGGCCUGGAUUGUAACAGUACCGAACUGGAUGACCUGUACUGAGAGCUUUGUAAUGGAAUCAAGGUUAUUAAGACUAGGACGAUCUUCUUCAUGGAUAACCUGGACGAUAUGAUGAAAACAACAGAAAAGAAAGAUAGGCUGCUGUAUUUUCUAGAGCAUUUCUGCAAAUACAUAAAAUCCAUAGGGACAGAGGUUCGUAUAUUGGUGACUCUACGACAAAAACUAGUUCCUGAGGAAAAACUACGCACAGCUGCUAGUCAAAAAAUAUCUCGAGGUGCCGAGAGGCUUAGUGGUCUUAUGUUUGAGGUAGAACUUUCCAAGUUAAAACUUCUGGACGGUGUGAACCUGUUGAAAGCCUGCUGUAGGAGACCAUUCACGCCUGCUCCAGAUAACGAGGUCUGUCAGAACAUUGUAAACUUGUGCGGAGGAAGUCCUCUAGCCAUUAAAUCUGUGGGGGCAGCCGUCAGGAGUGGAAAGGUUAUUGCAGAAAUGUUGGCCAAAAAACUAGAGGAUCUCCCAGAUCUCGACGUAGAGAGCAAUUGUCUCGCCCAGACUUUCGAUACUCUGGACAAAUCCAAGCAACACCUGCUGGUUAAACUGCAUGUAUUUGGGACAACUAAAUUUGAUUUGGCAUUUGCAGCCUUUGUUUUAGGUGAAAGUAUGGAUGAAGAAACACCGAUUGUUUUUGGAACUAGUCUCAACAUGAUUUACUUGAAGAGUCGACAUUUUGUGGAAGUUGACGACCUGCAGAAAAAAGAGACGGAUGACAUAAAAACAACCUCCAAAAGUGCAAAGUAUUCGUUACAUCCACUAGUUCACAAGUUUCUCCUCAAAAUUGCUAAUCAGGUAGGAUUUGAAGAGCCAGUAAAUGAAGCCAAAUCUUUAUUUGUUGCAUAUGUAGAAAAGAAAACCAACCAAAUUUUUGAAUACUUUGAGAAAAACUGUAUAAAAGCAUGGAAAGAAUUGAAAGAUUUUAAGGUUCACUUAAAGACUUACUAUGAACUGAUUCAGAAAAGUUCUCCAGAGUUCUUGAACAAAGGGUCGCGCACAGUGUUGACGUGCAAAAGAGUAUCAGAAGUUGCAGACCUAUUUCUGGAGGACUAUUACAAGUUUAGAUUAUUACAAAAGUGUAUUGAGCUGUCAAAGGGAGAUGAAAGAAAAUUCUUGGAAACUGCUCUUUGGCAAAUACAUUUUAGUAAGAAAUAUUUUGAAAGUGACCGAAAUGAAAUAGCAGGAGAGGUUUUAAAUUGUGUACUAAAUGAGACUCUACAGAAUAUAUCCCCUGACUUAAGCUCUGACGAAGUGGGUCAACUGGUUGAGGUGGCAGGAGCAGCGUUUUAUCUGGCUGGAAAACUAUGUAUCGAAGACAGAAAAUAUGUUGAAGCAAUGCAUUAUUUGGAAGACACAAAACAACUUUGGAGCAACAAGCUAGAAAAAACUGUAAGGAAGAAAUACAAGAUUGAUCUGGCUCUGGUGUAUAAUUCUCUUGGGAAAGUCUAUGCCAAUAUGACUCCUCAAAACCUCCAAAAAUCCAAAUACAACCAUCUAAAGGCAUUUUUGUUUGCAUACAGAAUAUCAGAUAAUUUUAACAACAUGGAUAUACCUUUGUACAUCCAGAAUAUUGGAAGAUGUUUAUACCAGGAAGGUCUAGAACUUGAAAAACUUAAUAAAAAAGAGCAAGCGAACCAGAGCUUUCGGGAUGCUGAAACCUAUUUUCGCCAUGCUAUGAAACUUUUUGAGCAUUUCAAGAUGGAGAAGUUUGACAUUUAUGCCGAUGUCUUGAGGUCUCUUGCUUAUGCAGAAAUGAAGUUAGGGCAGAUGGGGCUUGCAGAGGACAACAUUUUAAAAUGUUAUGAGCUUCGAAAGAAGAUCAUGUCCCCACCACAUGAAGCCAUCACACUGACGGUGCAUGAUGUGGCUACGGUGAGGAUCGAGAGAGCCAUCUACUUGUACUGGGACUACUUUGAAAAUAAUCGGGGAGAUGAGUAUGCUUCUUUUAACAAGUUGAAUCAUGAAGUGAUCGAUAACUAUGAUUAUUUGAUUGACCUCAUCAAGUUAGGGGGCCUGCCCAGGAACUACCCCGAGUAUCCCAGUAUGAAGAGGUCCCACAUCUGGGCUCUGACACAAGUCAAAGAAACCAAGAUGAUAGAAAAGGCCAUCCAAUUCUAUAAGGACUUCGAGAGUGGAAAGUUUGAAGAAAAGAGGAAACAGAAUAGAAGUAAAAAAGAGACCACGCGGUUUUUCUACACAAACGACGAGUUGCAGACCAUGCUAACAUCAGGUGCGUCUGAAGGAACUACCGUUUCUGCGUGCUCCUCGUCAGUAAGUUCCUUCCAUUCCGAUGAGAAUGUUUCGAAAAGUCCCAAACCUCCUCUGGUAACAGAUACUCCUGUAACAGAAGAUUUGGUUUUACGCAAAACUAGGCUGAAUUUUAACUACGUCUUCAGGCAGUGUCCAGAGAAAGAGAAAGCUCGAUAUGGAGACACAAGCAGCGAUGAUUAUUUCAUCGAAGAAAAUUUCGAAGGCGUAAACAUUCUGGACAAUUUCAACGCUUGCGAGAACCUCUUCGAUCAAGUUCAGAAAAUGGAGUGCGAUAGUGAUGACGAUGAAAUCGAUGAACUCGCUAGUGGAGGGUCAAUGAGACAGCUAGAGAGAAGAACCAACAAUAUUUCCGUAUCUUCACAGAGCUCUUUUGACAAAGAUGACCUAGAAAACAGAAGAAAGCGCUUUGCACGCAAAGGAUCACGUGAGAGUUCACUGCAGAACUUCCUGGAAGACAUGCUGCUGGAGUCGAAGAUCAUCACUAAGGGUAGACACUCGUCCUCGUCUUCCAUAUCCAUGGAGAUUAGCAUGGAUGAAGAUUCAACAUUUGUAAGGGUAAAAAGAAAUCCGGACCUGGUGAGUUUGAAGAAGUUCAUAUAUGAUCGGUUUGCAGCGAGAGACCAACAGGAUUCAAAGAAAUCGCAGCAGGAGAUCAAGCAGAAGAGAUCGAGGAUACAGAAGCAGCAUUCGACCAUAACUGAGGAACCAGCAGAGAAUAGUGACACUCACAUCCACCCCUGGGACCUGAUCCGCCAUGGGCUUUCACGGGAAUUGGACACUGACCAAGUUCUCUUCCAAGAAGUUUGCCAGCAUGCGGCUCAGGACCUCGGACCAGUCUUCAUACAGAGUGUCAACAGUGCUCACGAUUUCUUUGAAGCAUUGCAUAGCAAUUUAAGCAACGAUGAAGUUCUGGUGCUGGACUAUUUAAUAGCUCUAGUGGAGUUAGUUAAUUUACAUAGCCACCAGGGAAGUCAACCUUUCAAGAAUGUUUUACUUGAAUAUAAACUGAAGUUAACAAAAUAUAGGGAGGACUGUGCUCGUAUAUCACGGUCCAAAGCUGAAGAGUUUAUUGGGAGGACAAAGGACCUCCAAGAUGUAGAAGAAAAACUGACUGGGAAAAAAUAUCUAGGAGUUGCCAUUUGUGGUCUUGGUGGAAUAGGGAAAACCAGUCUGGCAACUGAAGUUUGUUAUCGACUGCAGCAUGCAAGGAAAAUCUGGCACAUUAAAUUCAUAAACAUGAGAGAGAAGAAGGACUUAAUAGACUUGUAUAGGGACAUGGUAUGUGAGAUAGGCCUGGACUGCAACAGCACCGAACUAAAUGACCUGUACUCGGAGCUUUGUAACGGACUCAAGAGCAUUAAGACUAGGACGAUCUUCUUCGUGGAUAACCUGGAUGAUAUGAUGAAGACAACAGAAAAGAAAAACGAAUUGCUGUCUAGUCUACAUAAAUUUUGCAAAACAAUAAAAUCCAUGGGAACAGAGGUGCGUAUAUUAGUGACUCUACGACAGAAACUAGUUUCUGAGGAAAUACUACGAACAACUGCUAGUCAAAAAAUAUCUCGUGGUGCCGAGAGGCUUAGUGGUCUGCUGUAUGAGGUAGAACUCUCCAAGUUAAAACUAAAGGAUGGAGUGAACCUGCUCAAAGCCAGCUGUAGAAGACCACUCACUCUCGCUCCAGAUAACGAGGUAUGUCAGAACAUUGUGAACCUGUGUGGGGGAAGUCCUCUAGCCAUUAAAUCUGUGGGUGUAGCCAUCAGGAGUGGAAAAGUUCAUCCAGAAAUGCUGGCCAAAAAUCUGGAGGAUUUCAUAGACCUCGACAUAGAAAGCAGAUGUCUCACCCAGACCUUUAAAACUAUGGACGAGUCAAAGCAAUACCUACUGAUUAAACUGCAUGUAUUUGGGACAGCUAAAUUUGAUUUGGCAUUUGCAGCCUUUGUUUUAGGUGAAAAAAGUAUGAAUGAAGCAACUCCGAUUGUUUCUGAAACUAUUCGCAGCAUGAUUUACUUGAAGAGUCGACAUUUUGUGGAAGUUGACGACCUGCAGAAAGAAGAGACCGAUGACAUAACAACAACCUCCAAAAGUGCAAAGUUUUCGUUACAUCCACUAGUUCACAAGUUUCUCCUCGAAAUUGCUAAUCAGGUAGAAUUUGAAGAGCCAGUGAAUGAAGCUAAAUCUUUAUUUAUUGCAUAUGUAGAAAAGAAAAACAACAUAAUUUUUGAAAACUUUGAGAAAAAUUGUGUAAUGGCAUGGAAAAAGUUGAAAGAUUUUAAGGUUCACUUAAAGACUUACUAUGAACUGAUUCAGAAAAGUUCUCCAGCGUUCUGGAACAAAGGGUCACGCACAGUUCUGACGUGUAAAAGAGUAUCAGAAGUUGCAGACCUAUUUCUGGAGGACUAUCAUAAGUUUAGAUUACUACAAAAGUGUAUUGAGCUUUCAAAGGGAGAUCGAAGAAAAUUCUUGGAAACUGCUCUAUGGCAAAUACAUCUUGGUAAGAAAUUUUUUGAAAGUGACAGAAAUGAAAUAGCAGGAGAGGUUUUAAAUUGUGUACUAAAUGAGACUCUACAGAAUAUACCCUUUGAAUUUAAUGAAUUGGGACAACUAGCUGAGGUGGCAGGAGCAGCGUUUUAUCUCGCUGGAAAACUCUGUAUCCAGGACAGAAAAUAUUUUGAAGCAAUGCAUUAUUUGGAAGACGCAAAACAACUUUGGAGCAACAAGCUAGAGAAAGCUAUAAAGAAAAAGUACAAAAUUGAUCGGGCUCUGGUGUAUAAUUCCCUUGGGAAAGUCUAUGCCAAUAUGACUCCUCAAAACCUCCAAAAAUCAAAAUACAACCAUCUAAAGGCAUUUUUGUUUGCAUACAGAAUAUCAGAUAAUUUCAACAACAUAGAUAUUCCUUUGUACAUCCAGAAUAUUGGAAGAUGUUUAUACAGGGAGGGUCUAGAACUUGAGAAACUUACUAAAAAAGAGCAAGCGAACCACAGCUAUUGGUAUGCUGAAACCUAUUUCCGCCAUGCUAUGAAACUUUUUGAGCAUUUCAAGAUGGAGAAGUUUGACAGCUAUGCCGAGGUCUUGAGGUCUCUUGCUUAUGUGGAAAUGAAGUUAAGACAGAUGGGGCUGGCAGAAGACAACAUUUCAAAGUGUUAUGAGCUUCGAAAGAAGAUCAUGUCCCCACCACAUGAAGCCAUCACACUGACGGUGCAUGAUGUGGCCACGGUGAGGAUCGAGAGAGCAAUCUACUUGUACUGGGACCACUUUGAAAAUAAAAGAGGAGAUGAGUAUGCUUCUAUUAACAAGUUGUAUGAAGCGAUCGCUGACUAUGAACAUUUGAUGCACCUCAUCAAGUUAGGGGGCCUGCCCAGGAACCACCCCGAGUAUCCCAGUAUGAAGAGGUCCCACCUCUGGGCUCUGACACAAGUCAAAGAAACCAAGAAGAUAGAAAAGGCCAUCCAGUUGUAUAAGGACUUCGAGAGUGGAAAGUUUGAAGAAAAGAGGAAGCAGAAGAGAAGUAAGAAAGAGACCACCCGGUUUUUCUACACAUACGACCAGUUGCAGACCAUGCUAGCAGCAGGUGCUUUUGAGGGAGCAUCGGUCUCUGCUUGCUCCUCGUCAGAAAGCUUCGCUGAUUCCGAUGAUAAUGUUCCAGAAAGUCCCAAACCUCCUCUGGUAACAGAUACUCCUGUAACAGAAGAUUUGGUUUUACGCAAAACGAGGCUGAAUUUUAACUACGUCUUCAGGCAGUGUCCAGCGAAAGAGAAAGCUCGAUAUGGAGACACAAGCAGCGAUGAUUAUUUCAUCGAGGAAAAUUUCGAAGGCGUAAACAUUCUGGACAAUUUCAACGCUUGCGAGAACCUCUUCAAUGAAGUUAAGAAUAUGGAGUGCGAUAGUGAUGACGAGGGAAUCGAUGAAUUCGCUAGUGGAGGGUCAAUGGGACAGCGCUCUGAGCGCAAAGGAUCACGUGAGAGUUCGCUGCAGAACUUCCUGGAAGACAGGCUGCUGGAGUCGAAGAUCAUCACCAAGGGUAGACUCUCGUCCUCGUCUUCCAUAUCCAUGGAGGUUAGCAUGGAUGAAGAUUCAACAUUUGUAGAGGUAGAAAGAAACCCGGCCCUGGUGAGUUUGAAGAAGUUCAUUUAUGAUCGGUUUGCAGCGAGAGACCAAAAGGAUUCAAAGAAAUCGCAGCAGGAGAUUAAGCAGAAGAGAUCGAGGAUGCAGCAACAGCAGCAUGCGACCAUUACUGAGGAACCGGCAGGUCUAACUGAUCCAGCGGAAUCUAAAGUAACUGUUAAGCGAAAGAAAUGACUGUGGUUAAAGAAUUAGAAUUUUAAAGUUAAUUUUCAAUUAAUUUCUUACUGAAACUUAUUAGAAUUCAUAGCUCUCUUGAAACUGACAGCAGACACCAAGCAUCGUUUAUGAAAAAAAAAACGAGGGGAAGGGGAGAAGCACAUCAUAACAUUAAUUUCCAAUGCACGCUUCAUUUAUUUUACAUUGCCCUCAAAAAGGGGCGGGGCAACUUCAUAAUUAUCUAUUCUGUAUAUAUGUAAAUUUUAGAAAAUAUUUGCUGCGGCAACAGCCCCCGUCAAAAUUACGCCAACAAGAAGAGAACCUGAAGACUCAGACGUGUGAACAAACUUAGUUAUGCAGAAAUUUAGUUUUUCGGCAGUCUACUUUCUCAUGUUUUGGUCUCGCUGCAUUUUCUACAUUUUUCCUUUCAUGUUGAUUGCGUCAAUCUCUGUGCAUAAUCUUAGUGCAGCUUGUACAGGCUUCUGUGCACCACUGCGUCAAUAUCUUAGUGCAGUUUGUACAGUCUUCUGUACUUGACUGCGUCAAUAUCUUAGUGCAGUUUGUACAGUCUUCUGUACAUGACUGCGUCAAUAUCUAAGUGCAGUUUGUACAGUCUUCUGUACAUGACUGCGUCAAUAUCUAAGUGCAGUUCUUACAGUGUUCUGUGCAUGACUGCGUUUAAUAGUUUAGUGCAUUUUGUACAGUCUUCUGUACUUGCUGAUUGCGUAGAUGUCUUGAUUUAGUUUCUACAGUCUUUUGUAUGUGAUGAUUUUAUUGUCCCACGCCGAAACGCGGAGCGGGGACAUAGAAAUGCCGGGCGUCCGUCCGUGUUUCCGUCUGUCACACUUACUUGUAAGCGCUCUCAUGCCUACAAAUUUCGACGGAUUUUCAUUAAAUGUAUAUCAAAUGUUUAUACCACUAAUACUUUGGUCAAGUUCUAAAAAUCAGCAUUGGUCGAUACUUUUUGUUGGAGUUAUGGGACUUUGACCACAAUAAUGACUCCGUUUUAUCCAAAAAUUGACCUUGUAAGCGCUCUCAUGCCUACAAUUUUUGACGGAUUUACAUGAAGUUUAUACCAAAUGUUUAUACCACUAAUACCUUGGUCAAGUUCCUAAAUCAGCCUUGGUCGAUACUAGUAUACUGCUUGACCGGCGGGGGACCCAAGAAUUCUAUUCUUGUUUAUGUUGUGGUGCAGGUUUAACAGAUGUUGUAAACUGCGUGUAUUUAGUCAUUACAGUGUCAGUAUUGAUACUUUAAAAUAUCCUUGUGCUGGGCCAGACAAGUCUUUAUUUUCAGUUUCUGUACAUGUUUGCAUUGGUCAUCAUUAUUUUUCGAAAGUCCAAUUUUCCAAUCAUAGAAUGGACUACUUUUCUAAUAGAUUCUGUAAAUAAUCAUUUUAUCCGAAAAUCAAUUUAUGACACUAUAUUUCAACAUACAUCAGACAAUUUCUAGUAGGCCCAAUUCAGA
Magallana angulata is the source of this 12025-nucleotide messenger RNA. RefSeq lists its product as uncharacterized. Gene Ontology annotation, molecular function: protein binding; ADP binding; ATP hydrolysis activity. Lineage: Eukaryota; Metazoa; Mollusca; Bivalvia; Ostreida; Ostreidae. The record is from RefSeq and is a predicted model, not a curated record.